Messenger RNA from Maylandia zebra (zebra mbuna), 3619 nucleotides. Its product is annotated as ankyrin repeat and SOCS box protein 2. The record is from RefSeq and is a predicted model, not a curated record. Gene Ontology annotation, molecular function: protein binding. Lineage: Eukaryota; Metazoa; Chordata; Actinopteri; Cichliformes; Cichlidae. Gene Ontology annotation, biological process: intracellular signal transduction.
UAUUGCUUCCCUUUUUUAGUGACAUUAGGCCACCGCCUAUCGCUUAUAAUACAGUCAAUGUGCACAGGCUUUUCAAAAUGGAGCAGUGAUUAAUGGUUCGUUGUGGGGGUCUCUGUUUAUCUUCUGCAGUUGUCACAUAUCAGUCUCGUUAUCUAACUUGGAAACCAGCCAGUAAAGACGAAAAGAGCUGGCCUUACACUGCAUUAUCUCCAGGGCUGUUUCUCUUAUCUUUAAACGUCCGAGUCUUCUGACAUAUAUGGAUAAGUCCGUCAUCCUGCCGCCUGACAAUACAGUCCCAAAAUAAUCUGAGAGACCACAGCUGAGCCCCGCUCGGCUCUGCGCGCUGCUCCGCCGACGCCGACGACCUGGGAAGGAAAAAAGCGAAAUCUACCUUCAGUAAUGACGAAAUUCAGUUACUCUGACUAUUUGUCUCAGUUCCGUUAUGCCGGUAAUAAAGCUGUGUCGCGACUGCGAGGGGAUAGGAGAGGAGACAAUGAGAGCGACGGCGCGUCAGAGCCGGAGGAUGUUGAUCCUGUGGUCUGUGCCAUCAAAAGAGGAGAUGUGGAAACUGUCAAAAAUCUGACAGCCUCUUCUCACUGGGUGCUGAAGGAGAACAAUGAUGGAUGGAUACCUUUGCAUGAUGCUGCCUACUGUGGACAGGAUGAGUGCUUGAAGACCCUUUUAAGGGCCCUUCCAGGCUCAGUAGACAAGCGCACAUUGCAGGAGCAGACGGCCUUGCUGCUUGCGGUGUCUUGUGAACACUUGGCCUGUGUGCAGUGUCUUUUGGAAGCAGGUGCUGACCCUGACAUCAGCAGCAAGAGCAAAGAAACACCUUUGUACAAAGCAUGCGAGCUUGAGAACAUAGACAUGGUGAACCUUCUUCUCUCUUAUGGGGCCACUGUGAACCAGCGGUGUGCCCAGGGCUGGACAGCCCUUCAUGAGGCUGUAUCGAGAAACAACACAGAGAUCUGUGAGAUACUGUUAAGAGCUGGGGCUAUAAUUAAUCCAUCUAAUACCUACACCAUCGCUCCACUGGUUGUAGCAGCUCAGCAAGGACAGAUGAGGACACUGUGUUACCUUAUUGAGAAAGGUGCAGAUGUCAACACGCAGACAUGCGAUGGGGUUACGGCGCUGCAUGAAGCGAGUAAAAAUGGCCACAUGGAAAUUGCGGCCCUUCUGUUGACUAAAAAUGCAGAUGCCAACAAACCGACAAGCUCAGGACUGCUGCCUUUGCACAUCGCUGCCCAGUAUGGACAUGACAAGAUUGUAUCUCUGCUCGUCUCGGUGACAAGUCGAGCCAUGCUCCGGCACAGUUGGAUCAGCCCCCUCCACCUGGCAGCAGAGCACAACAGACACACUGUAGCAGCUGUGCUACUGAAGACAGGUGCAGAUGUAAACGCCACACUGCCCCACAGCCACUCCAUCAAGUAUGCCGAUCGACGCACUACGGCCCUCUACUUUGCUAUUGCUAACGGCAGCACCGAAACAGCAGAGGUGUUGCUUAAUGCCGGUGCUAGUCUAAGCCUGGAUCCAGUCAGCCCUCUGCUGAUGGCUGUGCGUCAGGGUUGUGUCAGCACUGUGUCUUUACUGCUAGAAAGAGGAGCUGAUUUAAAUGCAAGCAUCCCAACAUGUACUACCACAUUCCCAGCUCUUGUUGCACUUUGUCAGAAUAAUCUGCCUCUACUCAAGUGCCUUCUGGACAAUGGCUGUGAUGCGCUCUCCUGUUUUACGUGUGCUUAUGGCAGUGCCCCUCACCCAGCUGCAGGACAAUCCGAUAUAAUAACUGCUGGCAGUAAUGGAUAUGCUUUGCAGAAUGGCAGCAUGCUUCCUCUAAAUUGCAAUGAGCCUUCAGAGAGGAUAACACAGUUCUGCGAGUGGAUCUCAACGCCAGUAAUGAGUAAAUGGGCAGGGCCAAUUAUAGACUUGCUGCUAGAGUAUGUUGGCCAUGUUCAGCUGUGCAGCAAGCUCACUGAACUGCUGGACAGCCGUGAAGAAUGGCACGUUGUCAAGAGGAAGUUGUUGUCACCAUGUCCACUGCUGCACCUCUGUAGAUUAAAGAUUCGGACCCAGAUGGGGGGACACAGACUGAGAUCCAUCACAAGCGUACCUCUGCCAAACAGACUGAUUAGAUACCUGAGCCACGUUGACUGACUUUAAAAUGAACCUCACGCAAUAUAGUCCUCAGAGAUAAGACUAUAUUUAUCUUCUUGUGGUUCUUUUUUUAGUCGUGUCUGAUAUCUUGAAUGUGUAAAUGUUCCUCUCAAAGAAAUUUUAUGUGUAUAAAUAUCUAUUUAUAAUAUAUGUGAAGUGACAAUAAGCCUCUUUAAUCUGUCCUUCAAAAUGUGUGUGUGUUUGUGUGUGUGCUUUCCCUUUGGAGAAAGCUUUAGCAAAAGGUAAAAAUGAUCUUGUGCCCAAAGGAGUUUUUAAGGGAAGUUGAAUCAUUUAUUUAAAAAUAAAAGUCAUUGUUUCAAAUGUGCCUAUCAAACAUUACUUUGACAAAGAAAGGCGAUUCUCAUACUUAAAAGAGGAAACUAAAACAGGAUGUUUGGAUUCAUUCUAUGACUUUUUUUGACUUAAAAAAGAACAAUCAUCCUCUGUAGACACCUAAAAGUAGAAACCUUUUUACCUUACUGUCAAUUUUCAGGCAUAAGACUGGCAUGAAAGUGAAGAUGAUGAAAUUAUUCAGUGCAAUUUAGUCCUUUAGAUUUAAAAGACAAAAAUAGAUGAAGCAUUUCAAUAAGUGCUGGAGGAAGUAUCUCGAUUUAAAAUGCUGAAAGAGAAACGCUGAAAGUCAUUAGUCCUAUUUACACGCGUUUUGUGUGAUGGGUUCAUUUAGUGAGUUAAUUAAAUGAAUCCAAACACACUGAAGAUUGGUGACUGAGCGGUGGGCUUGGUCGGUAUGGGUUUGACAACAACGUGCGUGUGAAUUUUCUGUCCAUAAGGAUGCUCGGAUCUCUCCGUCUCAGUCCCUGCUGCUUUGCUCCACAAUCCCAGGGGCGGAUGAGGGACAAAAAUGUGAUUGUGAAGGAUCUGGUGUCCGUGGUACUGGAAAGGGCAACAGCCGCACACACUCACGCAGUGGUGAGAGGUCACGUCCAGUUUCAGCGUCUCUUUAUCCGCCGAGCUGCGCCGGCUGCACGCAGAUAUUGCGGUCUUUGCAUCAUCAUCACAACUUCGUUUCCUCUUUUCAUUCUCAGUCCCCUCCGAUGUGCCUGCAUGGCUCCUUUUCAUUCCUAAAUAUGAGUGCUCCCUCUUGGUUGGGGUCAACUUAGGUUCCUCCCAAAAUGAGGCCGGUAGCUGGCGUUUCCUCAUAGGCACCUGCUCCACAGAGCUCCCCAGUUGAUCCACAUCCUGCGCACCAGAGCUGGCCUUUUCUGCCACACUCUGAUGGACAGACCCCAUCGGUUUGGCGCACCUAUACUCCGCAGACCUGUGUGUGUGGCAUCUUGGGACUCUGGAGUAUUUUUGAGAGAAGCGCUUCAGUUGUUUCUGGAGAUAUUUCCGGUGAUCCACGGAGCGCCUGCACGGAGCGGACUUAUCUAGGGCCGCCUUGAUGUCGCUGGAUGCCAAAUUUACAAAAUUUAGUAAAGUUUUGACCUCACUGUCUGCAUUUGCCAUA